CCCACAGCGGAUACUGACAGAUAGUGGUGCAGAAUUCAAUAAUAAGCUUAACUUGUAUGUUUGUGAUAAAUUGGGAAUAGAACGUAGCUUCACCAGUCCGUACCACCCACAAACCAGUGGCUUGGCUGAAAACGCUAAUAAAUCCAUAAAAAGAGCACUGCGAAAGAUGGUUGAUGACAAUGGGAGUAAUUGGGAUAAAUUACUUGAACCCAUUUUGUUUUCUUUGCCAACUAAAAUACAUGCAACAAAGAAAAUUUCACCUUUCCGACUAAAGUUUUGUGAUGACCCAGUGUUUCCAGAAGAUGUCUUAGAGAAUUACACGAUCUCAGAUCUGAAUAUGUUCGUGGAAAAUUUCUGCAAAGAGUACAGCAUGAAUAUGAAAUCGAGACAUGACGCUGACAUUGCGCUGGCCCUAAGUAACAUUGCUAAAGCACAAGAAAAACAACAAAGACAUUAUGCUAAAAGAAAGACUUCUAAAUAUGGGGAAAUAACAUUUGAAGUUGAGGACUCUGUUCUGUUACUGAAUGCUAGACAGAGAACAAGAAAAGGAGGAGUACUGGAAUCUAAAUAUCGGAGACCACACAAAAUUAUGAGUGUUGAAGGUAAGAGAGUGAAAUUACAAACCAUCUCAGGGAAACAGUUAGGAACCAUGUACAGUAUUGCACACUUAAAACCAGUAAAAGAGCCAACAUUAGCUGCUGAAAGCACAUCAGAGGGAAAAACUGGAACUGAAACUGGAGUUGGUGACACUGAACCAGAAACACCCACGGAAGAGAUUAGAGAAGUGGAUGGCACUGUAUCUCAUGACAGCAAAGUGGAAAACAUAGAGGUCACAGCAAUAGAAAAAGAAGAAUAUAUAGGGCAAGAUGUGUCAAACAAUGAUACAAGUGAUGCUGAUGACAGUUUUGAUGACAUGCUUACAGAGGAAGUGGAAGACAAGCAAUGGGUUCUGAAAGUAAAAUUGGUAAUGACCAGCAAACACACAGAGAGACUGGACGCCAAAGUGAGAAACAUAAAAUUGUAUGGCUCUUCAUUUCAUUGCCUGAAACCGAGAAGCUGGAUAAGUGAUGAGGUUAUUGAUGCAUUUUUGAGCUGUGUAGUUGAGAAAGCAGAUGGAAAGGUACAAGCCAUCUCAUCAGUAGUUUCCACUGUCAUUCUCUCAGGCAGAGCUACACAAGCGAAAGUGAAGAUAGCCUUGAUGAAAAAAAAGGAAUUGUUAAUAAUUGACUUCUUGUGUGAUGAGAUCAGAUAUGAAAGAACAUGCCUGAGUAAUUGGAGGUGAUUUAUUAGAUACUUACUUUCACAGUGGACACUAACUGUUCCAUUGAAAUUGUUUUUAAAGGGAAUGUUACAAUAAUGAGAAUAAUGUCUUCCUAUUAGCUACAAAUAAACAUUGAAACAGCAUGUACUUGUACUGAAUGUGCUUAAUAAUGGACUUUGAGUGAACUUGUGUGAUGUGACUCUGGGGAACGACUUCACAGAAUGUGGACACACACGAAACAGUAGCAUGUUGCAUGAUUGAGAAUGUGUUAUUAUCAACAUGGGGCACAGCAACUCAGGUGACACACUGUGUAAGUGUGAGACAAUAAUAUGAAAACAAGUGUGUCUAUAUGUGAGCAAUAAGUCAUUUCAAUAACUAAGUAAAAAGCGAGAGAAUGGAUUUUUAUCUAUGUCCAGAAACUAGAGUGUGAAAAAAAGGAAAGCAAAGCUCAUUUAUGCAGUCUGCUAAUGUGCUCUCUAAAAAUUUCAGAAACUUCAUCAAACGAUUAACUAGUAAAUCCUCAUCUGAUUGGAACAGUAAAAUUGUGCAGCAUCCCAGACAAAGUGAUGGCCACAAGUGUGGACCACUCAUCUUAAAGUUUGCAGAAACAUAUUUGCAGCACAAAGACAUCAGUAUGGUGGAAACAACACAGAAGGCUAAUACUGCAUUUAGAAGACAUAUAGCAAUUCUUCUAAUGAAGGAGUCAGAAAGCGUGGAGGACUACUGCAUAUACUGCAACCUUAUCGACUGUGAAAAAGAAAGUGAGGAUUGCACGAUGGUCCAGUGUGAUUCUUGCAAGAGGUGGGCACAUAUACCAUGCAUUACAGAAGGAACCAAUCAAGAAAACCUGACAUAUGAGAAGAAAGAGUACAACUGCAAGAAAUGUGCAUAGUUCACUUCAUUA
Gopherus evgoodei (Goodes thornscrub tortoise) is the source of this 2165-nucleotide messenger RNA. RefSeq lists its product as uncharacterized. Lineage: Eukaryota; Metazoa; Chordata; Testudines; Testudinidae. The record is from RefSeq and is a predicted model, not a curated record. The coding region runs from base 167 to 1282 and encodes 371 amino acids. The transcript has 11 exons.